Messenger RNA from Pedinophyceae sp. YPF-701, 1023 nucleotides. Lineage: Eukaryota; Viridiplantae; Chlorophyta; Pedinophyceae. The record is from the annotation of a GenBank genome assembly.
AUGAACCUGGCCUUCCCGCUCGCCGUCGCGGUGAUGUACUGGAGCCUGCCCAUCGGGGCGCUGCUGUACCGGAUCCGCUUCCUGAACGUCUUCGGGCCCCGGAACGACAUGCUCGAGUGGGCAGAGAUGAUGCGGGCCUUCCUCGGCGUCAGGUUCAAGCUGGUCGGUCAGCGGCGGCUGCACAAGGGUGAGCGUAUGGUCUACCUGGCCAACCACCGCAGCUGGGCGGACUUCUUCCUCGACGUGUGGACGACGGAGGCCCGCUGCAGCAUCAUGUCGCGCUGGAUGGUCUUCUUCGCGUUCCCGGUCUUCAUGGCCUCGGUCAUCGUCCUGCGCGGCAUCGUGCUCUUCAAGCGCGGCAAGAUCAAGGACAAGGACGCGUUCAACGCGUGGCUGGACAAGACCCUGGACCGCCAGGUCAACAGCGGGUCGCUCCUGCUGUACCCCGAGGGCACGCGCAACACCAAGCCGCACGCGCUGCCCCUCAAGCGCGGCAUGCUCAAGUACUCGUGGUCGCGCGGGCUGCCGUUCCAGAUCAUCGUCACGACGAACAAGGAGCGCGUGCUCUCGGAGAAGAAGAUGGCCGUCAAGUUCGGCGUCACGUGCUGCACCGGCUUCAGCGAGGUCAUCGAGUCGAAGAGGUACAAGGACGAUUUCGACGGGUUCAUGGAGGAGGUGCAGCGCGUGUGGGACAAGGAGUGGGCCGAGGUCUACAAGGCCGCCGCGGAGCCCGAGAAGCUCGAGGACCUCACGAUCCCGAGCCCCGACGGCUUCGACUACCUGCCUUCGAUGAAGCUCCUCCAGGUCCUGGUCACCCUGCUGACGAUCGCCGUGUUCUCCGCCAUGGUCGUGGGCAGCGCCUACGCUCUCGGCCUGGUCGUGCCGGCGGCGCAGGACGCCUGGAAGUACGCGUCGUACGUGCUGGCGUCGAUGCCCAUCCUCGGCCUGGCGUCCAAGCUGCUCGGCGGGUCCAAGGUCGGGGCCAUCAAGUACCCGGGCCUGGCCUCCAAGAAGAUCGACUGA